This is a messenger RNA of Schistocerca serialis cubense, 502 nucleotides long. RefSeq names its product nose resistant to fluoxetine protein 6-like. The record is from RefSeq and is a predicted model, not a curated record. NCBI's taxonomy places the organism in Eukaryota, Metazoa, Arthropoda, Insecta, Orthoptera, Acrididae. The transcript is spliced from 4 exons. The coding region runs from base 65 to 502 and encodes 145 amino acids.
CGGAUACGUUCCUGCACAGUGGGUGACCAAAACUUAUUCAAGAAGACGCGUUCAAACUGCUCGUAUGUUACACAUCUGUCGUUUUCAUGGGCCAGUGAAAACUCUUCUGUCGUGGCGAGGUUUCCAGCCACUGGCCAAACUGAGCUACUGCGUCUACUUGGCACAUCCAGUCAUCCUCUUCUACCACUGGGGGAUUACGAGGACACCUAUCACCUUCGGGCGGUACUAUAUUGUCCAGAAAGCACUGGGCGUCUUGCUGAUGGUGUUACCAGUGGCAGCGGUCCUUUCACUGAGCUUCGAGAUGCCUGUCCUCAAUCUAUCUAAGGCUUUUCUCAAUCCAGGGAGACAACAGGGAAACUGCUGGCGCUCUCGAGCCAAACCAGUAUCGGAUGCAACUGAACAGAAGCUGCCGGCAGACCCGCAAACGAGAGAUAUCCAUAUGACAGUUGUGAAUUCCAGGGAGCAAUCGGGGUUCAACCCGAACGAAGUCGUGCAUCUAUAG